This is a messenger RNA of Rotaria sp. Silwood2, 2430 nucleotides long. The record is from the annotation of a GenBank genome assembly. NCBI's taxonomy places the organism in Eukaryota, Metazoa, Rotifera, Eurotatoria, Philodinida, Philodinidae.
AUGGCAUCAUCAUCAUCAUUAUUGACGCCAGAAUUACUUCGACUCUCAUCAAUACCACUUUCACCAUUGGAAUACUUUACCGAUUCAUCAAAUACGAUCAAUAUCAAAUCUGAUGUUGUUUUAGUAGUUGGUGAAAAAAGAUUUUAUUGUCAUCGUUUAUUAUUAACAUUAGUUUCACCUGUAUUUGUACGUAUGUUUGACGGACCAUUUAAAGAACAUAACGAACAAGAAAUAGUUCUGGAAGGAAAAUCAAGUGAAAGUAUACUUGAAUUAUUAAAAUAUAUUUAUCCACAAUUUAGUGGUCAGAUUACAAAUGAUAAUAUUGAAGAUUUUCUUCAAUUGGCUGAUGAAUAUAUGAUUGAACAUCUUAAACAACCAAGUAAAAAUUUUUUACUUCAACAACUUCAAUUAUUCAAAUUUGUUGUAUUACCAACACAAAAGAAACUUGAACAAUCAUCUUCAAAAUCAAAAAGUUUUCAUGCAAGUGAUUCAGCAUUGAAUUCACCAGGUAAUAACGAAGAUAAUUCGUCAGGACAAGGAAAUUCACGUCGUCCUUAUUCAUCAAACCGAAUGAGUUCAAAUUCUCGAAGUCCUACUACAAAACCCAGUUCAUCGUAUCUUAAACCCGGUGAUAAAACAGGGUCAUCGAACAAUCCAUCUCAUUAUGUACUUCUUCUUGAUAAAACUCAAAUGCCUACUUUCUAUGAUGCACAUAACACGCAAGUUCCAUUUAGUAAUAAUGAACUUGAAAUAUGGCUUCGUCGUCUACAAAUUCUUUAUCAAAUUGAUAAAGGUCGAAAUUAUGGUGAAGUUAUUGAUUAUAUUUUAAGUAUUCUUCAAUUUAUACCUGCUACUCUACUUUUAUCUCAUAUACAUCUGACAAUGAAUACUUAUACAACAGAUGAAAUUAUGCUGAAUGAUUUAGCUCGUGCACGAAUGUUUGCUCUUGAAGAAUGGGCCACUGAUGGUAAUCCACAUCGUUCAAUAAGUUUAACAGAAUCUUAUCGAGCAAUGUCUCCUACUGCUUUGAUUAUUGCUCAACAAGCAACAGCUACUAUAACAGAAGUAACUGAUGACGAAGAAAAUUCUUUUCAACCAACUGUAAUUACAAUGUCCGAUGAUGAAGAAAGAAUUCACUGUGCUAAAAAUUUACUUCAACCAGAACAAUAUAAAAAAUGGCUAUCAUCUAAACGUACUGAAGACCGUAUAAUAUGUAUUCUUGAAUUUGAAAAACCUAGUUUGAUAUCAUCUGUUGAUAUUGGUAAUGAUGGUAGUACAUUUAUUGAAUUAUUAGUUUCUCAAUCAUCAUCAUCAAAACCUGAUGAUUGGACUGUUCUUUUACCUUCAACAGUUUUCAUGACUCCAAAUGAAUCACGUUCAAAUAAAAAUCGUAAUCAAACUAAAGUUUUCAAAUUUUCUCAUUUAAAUAAAACAUGUUUAAAUGAAGAAUGGGAUCGAUUAAAAAUAAUAUGUGAACAAAAAUUUAAUCAUUCAAAUCAAUUUGGUUUAAGUUUUAUUAAAUUAUAUUCCACGAUCGAUGAUAAUCAACAAACAGAAAUAUGUAAUAAAUCUUUAACUGAUAUUAUUGAUGAUGAUAAACAUGUUUCAUCAAAUGUUACUGAUGAAUUAUUAACUAGAAAAUCAAUAAAUGAUAAUAAAAAACGAACAUCAAAAAGAAAAGAUGUUAAAAAUGAUAAAUCACAAAUAAUGAAAAAUGUUGUUUUUGUUUUAAGUGGUUUUCAAAAUCCCUUACGAUCACAAUUACGUAAUAAAGCAACAACAAUGGGUGCUACUUAUAAUGAUGACUGGGAUGAGAAAUGUACACAUCUUAUUUGUGCAUUUUCAAAUACACCAAAAUCUACACAAGUUCAAGAAACAGGAAAAGGUUUUAUUGUUAGUAAACAAUGGAUCAUUGAUUGUUUAAAAAAAAAUCAAUUAUUACCUGAGAAAUCUUAUGAAUUAAUAGAAACAAAGGAUAAUGACACAAAACAACAAACACCAAAAAGAAAAUCAGUAACAAAAAAAAGAAAAACACAAAAUGAUGAGAAAACUACUGUUUCAAAAGAUACUAAAAAGAGAACUCCUGUGAAAAAAAAAUCUGUCACAGUCAAAGAAGGUGCAGCGAAGAAGAAAAGAAUUGAAGAAAUACCAGAUUUUUUUCAUGGAAAACACUUUUAUGUAUCAUAUGGUGAUUAUGAAGAUAAUACACUUCUGGAUAUAACUCGAGUUAUUCUUGCUUAUGAUGGCAUUUUGGAAAGACAAAUUACUUCAGAUACCAAAUAUGUGAUUACUAAUCGAAUGUGGAAUCAAGAUUUUGCAAAGAUCUCAAAAUCAAAUCCCGAUAUAAAUUUUAUUAAUCUCGAUUGGUUACAAGAUUGUCAUGAUGCAAAUCAAUUUGUACCAAUGCAAUCAUAUUUAAUUGUUCCUUAG